Molecule: messenger RNA, 663 nt
Organism: Coffea eugenioides
Lineage: Eukaryota; Viridiplantae; Streptophyta; Magnoliopsida; Gentianales; Rubiaceae
Product: polyneuridine-aldehyde esterase-like
Exons: 2
Coding region: 1-663 (220 amino acids)
Biological process (GO): salicylic acid metabolic process; jasmonic acid metabolic process
Molecular function (GO): methyl indole-3-acetate esterase activity; methyl jasmonate esterase activity; methyl salicylate esterase activity
Source: RefSeq, a predicted model, not a curated record
AUGGAUGUUGCCAUUAAUGUUAAGCAACAAAAGCAUUUUGUACUUGUACAUGGUGCAUGCCAUGGGGCUUGGUGCUGGUACAAGCUCAAGCCUCUGCUGGAGUCUGCUGGACAAAGGGUCACAGCCAUAGAUCUGUCCGCUGCAGGGAUCAAUCCAAAAAGGUUAGAUGAGGUUUACACACUUGAGGAUUACAGCUUGCCACUGUUGGAGCUCAUGGCUUCAAUUCCUCCUGCUGAGAAGGUUGUUCUAGUUGGCCAUAGUUAUGGUGGCUUUAACUUGGCCCUUGCCAUGGAAAAUUACCCUGAAAAGAUCUCAAUUGCUAUUUUUGUCACAGCCUAUAUGCCUGAUAUUCUUCAUCCACGAUCCUAUCCUCUGGAACAGGAUCUUGAACUGGCAAAAUUGUUGGUUAGGCCAACCUUGCAUUUAUUAGAAGAUUUGGCAAAGGAAAAACCAUUUUCAGCUGAGAAAUAUGGUUCAGUCAAACGAGCUUAUAUUGUAUGCAAGGAAGAUAAAGUACUUACAUCGGACUUUCAGCAUUCGCUGAUUGAAAAUAUUGAGGUGACAGAAGUGAAAGAGAUCAAAGAUGCAGACCACAUGGUAAUGUUGUCGAAGCCCCAAGAACUCUGUCAAAAUCUCUUAGACAUAGCUGAGAAGUGCACUUAA